CUUUACUAAUUUAAAAGCAACGAGCACUAGCCAUAGCCAGGCCACCAACCACACCGACACCGUCUAGUCCAGGGCUCAGCUAAGCAAGCAUGGCUUGGCUGCGAGUGCAGGCUGUUGCCGUCGUCCUAGCUCUGCUAACGGCCGGCGGCGUCACGCACAGCUUCGAGUUCCAUGAGGCCACCGUGGACGCCAUCCAGCUCGGCUUCCGCAACGGCAGCCUCACCUCGGCCGCCCUCGCCCGGUUCUACCUGGACCAGAUCCGCCGCCUCAACCCGCUGCUGCACGCCGUCAUCGAGGUCAACCCGGAUGCGCUCUGGCAGGGCGCACGCGCCGAUGCCGAGCGCCGUCGCGGCAUGGCCACGGGCGCGUUGCAUGGGGUCCCCGUCCUGCUCAAGGACAACAUCGCCACCCACGACGCUCUCAACACCACGGCCGGCUCGCUGGCGCUCCUCGGCUCCAUGGUGAAGCGCGACGCCGGCGUGGCGGCUAGGCUGCGGCACGCUGGCGCCCUGGUGCUCGGCAAGGCCAGCCUCUCCGAGUGGGCCAACUUCCGCAAUGUCAAAAACGGGUGGAGCACGCGCGGCGGCCAGACGCGCAACCCAUACGUGUUGUCGUCCGACCCGUGCGGGUCGAGCUUCGGGUCGGGCGUGGCCGCGGCGGCGAACAUGGCGGCCGUGACAUUGGGCACCGAGACCGAUGGCUCCAUACUCUGCCCGUCAUCGUUCAACUCCGUGGUCGGCAUCAAGCCCACCGUCGGGCUCACCAGCCGCGCCGGAGUCGUCCCCAUCACCCCUAGACAAGACAGUGUCGGGUUCUGAAGAAAUAUGGGCAUUUUGAGUGGCUCGAUGAAUAUGUUGAAAGGUUGAAAUUGGAGGGAUCAACCCCAACCCAAGAGCUCAAUUUUGGGGGGCGGCUUGCCGUGGAACAAGCCCCCAAUUUGGCGGACAGAGCCGAUCCGAUGAUGCACAGUGCAGAACUGAAGUGUGAAUUGAAGAAAAUCGGCAAGCAACUAAAGCAUCUGAUCGAUUUGAAGCAACAAGCAAAUAUGAUGGCGGGAGCAUUUUAUGGUUGUGUCAUUGCUAUGGGUUUAUUUUACUUGAUGUUCAUCAAUCGCUAGAAUUUGUUAUAGUUUCAGUUAGUUAGUCAGCUAGU
Triticum dicoccoides is the source of this 1152-nucleotide messenger RNA. RefSeq names its product probable amidase At4g34880. Bases 90 to 818 code for a protein of 242 amino acids. The transcript is spliced from 2 exons. The record is from RefSeq and is a predicted model, not a curated record. NCBI's taxonomy places the organism in Eukaryota, Viridiplantae, Streptophyta, Magnoliopsida, Poales, Poaceae.